CCCGGCACUUUCCUUUCCCUUACAGGGGAUGAUAAAGAAGAAAGAGUUGAUAAAAUCCAAUCGAAUUGGAGUGGAUUAUUUGAUAUCGGUAGAGAGAAAAAAAAAAUGGGAAACACAGAGAAGCUGUUGAAUCAGAUCAUGGACUUGAAAUUCACAUCGAAAUCGCUGCAAAGGCAGUCAAGGAAGUGCGAGAAGGAAGAGAAAGCGGAGAAAUUGAAAGUGAAGAAGGCGAUCGAGAAAGGAAACAUGGACGGUGCUCGGAUCUAUGCUGAGAACGCCAUUCGUAAGAGGACUGAACAGAUGAAUUACUUGAGGCUCUCCUCCAGGCUCGAUGCCGUUGUCGCUAGGCUUGAUACUCAGGCUAAGAUGACCACCAUUAACAAGUCCAUGGGUUCUAUUGUUAAGUCCCUCGAGUCGACUCUCGCUACUGGUAAUUUGCAGAAGAUGUCGGAGACAAUGGAUCAGUUUGAGAAGCAGUUUGUGAAUAUGGAGGUGCAGGCAGAGUUCAUGGAGAGUUCUAUGGCUGGGUCUACCUCCCUUUCCACACCUGAGGGUGAGGUCAACAGCUUGAUGCAGCAGGUAGCUGAUGACUAUGGAUUGGAGGUCUCUGUUGGGCUGCCACAGCCUGCUGCUCAUGCAGUGGCAACCAGUUCGCAGGAGAAGGUGGGUGAGGAUGAUUUAUCAAGGCGACUUGCAGAGCUUAAGGCCAAAGGGUAAAUUAUGUGUUAGGAUCUGAUGAUCUCAUGCGAAUGUUCUAUAUCGUUAUACAUCUAUCUAUAUGGUGUUUUUACUGUGCCUCAUUCCAAAAACAUAUCUUGUAAACUUGGCUUAAUUGGGAUGAUAGUAUUUGUUGACUCUUUUGUGUGUUGAAUACGAAUGGCCUAUGCACUUGUUGAGUUGCAUAACUUAUUGACCAGCAAA
Molecule: messenger RNA, 921 nt
Organism: Populus nigra (black poplar)
Lineage: Eukaryota; Viridiplantae; Streptophyta; Magnoliopsida; Malpighiales; Salicaceae
Product: ESCRT-related protein CHMP1B-like
Exons: 2
Coding region: 106-717 (203 amino acids)
Biological process (GO): late endosome to vacuole transport; protein transport; endosome transport via multivesicular body sorting pathway
Cellular component (GO): multivesicular body; ESCRT III complex
Source: RefSeq, a predicted model, not a curated record